Emiliania huxleyi CCMP1516 is the source of this 816-nucleotide messenger RNA. RefSeq names its product mitochondrial succinate-fumarate transporter. The coding region runs from base 1 to 816 and encodes 271 amino acids. NCBI's taxonomy places the organism in Eukaryota, Haptophyta, Isochrysidales, Noelaerhabdaceae. The record is from RefSeq and is a predicted model, not a curated record. The transcript is spliced from 2 exons. Gene Ontology annotation, biological process: fumarate transport; succinate transport.
AUGCCGCAGCUCACAAACGAGAGGAACAAGACCAUGGUGGCGGGAGCGACCGCAGGUGUCGCAGAGGCUCUCGCCACAAUGCCGUUCGAGGUUACAAAGAAUCGCAUCCAGAUGGGCCACGGACCGCCCGCGAUCCUUCUCAACGCGCGUGAUACCGUCGCGAAGAAGGGUGUGCGUGGCCUCUACUAUGGUCUGCAGCCGCAGCUGCUCCAGGUCUCCGCCAAGUCGUCCCUCCGCUUCGUGGCGUUUGAGACGUACCAGCGCAUGCUCCCGGGCAGCACGUUCACGUGCGGCAUGCUCGCGGGGCUGACAGAGGCGCUUGUGCUGGUUGCGCCGACCGAGCGGCUCAAGAUCCUGCGGACGGCGGAGCUCAGGGCCGGGGCUCACUCUGCCGGCGCGUCUUCGUCCGUCUUCCACGCGGCAGGCGCGCUCGUCCGGGAGCAGGGCGUGGCGGGCUUGUGGCACGGCGCGGCGCCGACAGCGGCACGGCAGAUGCUGGCGAACGGGCUCCGCUUCUUCUUCUACGACCACUUCAAGGCGGCGCUCAAGGGCGUGUCUGGGUCGGCGGCCAUCGCGGGUGGGAUGACCGGCGUCGUAUCUGUAGUCCUCACGAACCCGGUCGACGUCGUCAAGACGCGCAUCCAGGCAGCGCCAGCAGGAGGCGGGCUAGGCGCACAGGUCGGCACGGUGCGGGAGAUGAUCGCAGCGGAAGGGUGGGUCACCCUCACCCGCGGGAUGAGCGCGCGCGCCCUGAAGAUUGGCUCCGGGCAGGCGGUCAUAUUCGGAGUGUUUGACUGUGUUAAGCGGCGCCUCUAG